Molecule: messenger RNA, 1008 nt
Organism: Rhodotorula toruloides NP11
Lineage: Eukaryota; Fungi; Basidiomycota; Microbotryomycetes; Sporidiobolales; Sporidiobolaceae
Exons: 5
Coding region: 1-1008 (335 amino acids)
Source: RefSeq, a predicted model, not a curated record
AUGGAUGCGCUGGAUCUGAGGCCGCUGCACCAGGUCUACCAAACUCUCGACCCUGCGACGACCGAGCCGCUCGCCCACCCGCUCGUCUGCAUCAGCGAACUCCGCCGUCGUCCCCCUCCCAAACGCUCAGCUCGCGCGGCUUCCGCACAAGCGGGCAGCUUGGACGGUGAUCCAGAGCUCGGGGAGGUGGAGUGGGUCUUGACGAUUGGCGGCGAGGGCGUGGCAAACGGCGCAGUGGAGCAGAAGAGCAAGAAGAAGUCGGAAACUGCGCCGGAGGAGUGGUGGAAGGCGUGUCUUUGCGGCAGGGAGGUCGAGGAACUCAUGAAGCAGACGGACGGUGUCGCCCUCAGCCCGCAGGCCAUGGUGCCGAAAGUCCGCUCAGCCUUACUCGCCGGCGAAGUCGAGAUUUCAGGCUAUGAUGGCCCCGGAGCAGACCCGCGCGGAGCGCUCGAGGUCACGCUCAAGCUCACGCCGACUCUUCCCCUCACGAUGGUUCUCGCGCCGUGCGAUUCUCCUCCGCUUUCCCUCAUGACUUGCAUGGCCAAGAUCAUCCCGGCCUACCUCGUCGCGGCUCAAGAGCGCGAAGCCGCCCGCUCCGCUACCGCCCAACUCGCCGUCCUCCGCCUCGAGAACGACAGGCUGCAGAAGCAAGUCAACGACUUCAAGGAGGAGCGCAAGCGCGCGCGCAAGGUCCCGAAUGGCGGAGCGCUCCGGCAGAAUUCGGGCGACUCGCAGCGGAGCGUCGGAGGAGCGUCGUUCGGCCGGCGCACGAGCAGCCAAGACCAAAGCCAGAGCCAGUCGCAGUCUCAGAUGUACAGCCAGACCCAGGGACAGCGGCAGAGUCCAGACGACGUCGUGUUCAGCCCGCCGAAGAAGGUCGUCCCCGGCGAGACACGCAGCGGUGCACUCAAGCCUGGCGACGUCGGCUACGCCGGCAGCUCGUUCCGCCCAGGUCUCAACCUCGAAGAGGCGCCUUGGGACGAAGACCCGCCAACCGACUCCGACUAG